Molecule: messenger RNA, 2960 nt
Organism: Hymenoscyphus albidus
Lineage: Eukaryota; Fungi; Ascomycota; Leotiomycetes; Helotiales; Helotiaceae
Source: the annotation of a GenBank genome assembly
GCGGCCGUCUAGGUUCUCGUUGUACUCGUAGGCUCUACAUAAGCUAUACGCUUCUACCUACGCUCUUGUCUCUAGCCCCUAGCUCCUAGCUCCAGCUCUAGCUGAAUUCCCCGACCCCGGGGUAUACACGUCCAUCUCGGAUCUCCACCCUGCACCGGCGCCUUUCAUGACUGGUACGGGACUUGUGCCUUCACUUGCUCGACAUCUCCUUUUCCACUCCUCUCUCGCAUUUGCAUCUGCACUCAUCAUGCUGGACUUGGACCUGGACUUGGAUUUUGCUUCGACAGUGUAAAGUGCCUGGGGCCUUUUCUCCCUGGUCGUCUUCGUAUUACAGCUACAACCUCAUUAUUGGCCCCUCGCCCUUCCCCUUCACCGCAGGCCCGUUGCCGUUUUACGCCAUUUGCUUAUUGCAUUCCAGCAUCAGCUACCAGUACCCCUUCCUUUUCCUCACCCCCGAAUCCACGUUGACGAGCUUCACGCCAACAACCACAUUCACGCCCACACCCACACGCACCCCCGACUGGCCCCGGCCUUCUAUAAAAGGAACUGCGGAUUCCGCCUGUCCUCCUUCACCUCUCCCAGUAUAUCAUCGUAUCAGCGAAUUAGAAGACCGCCGCCUUUUUAACACCAAACCUCAACUCUCCCACAAUGGUGUCGGACGCUACUUAUGAGCUCUGCCUGCCGCUCCUGCAGGACGCCGCCCUCGACGACGAGGAGAGGACAGACAAGUUGGAGGAGCUGCUCAGAAAGGAGACAACAUUCGAGGGUACCGCUUUGGAAAAUGCCGUACUAGAUGUUUUAUGGAGACACCGUGAAGCAACGGUACAUCCAUCUUCUCCUCCGCCCUUGCGACAUGCCGUCCUGCGCCGUCCAUCACCUUCUCCCUGGCAGAUUCCUCGAGGCUCAACUCCCGUAUCCUCUUCCCCUCGCCUGGGAGUGAGUCCUCUAGCUCCUCCGGGAUUUAUGCCACAAUCGUUUAAUAGAACAAAAUCUAUCACCGCAUCCCCUUUUACCUCGCCUCGUCCUUCCCCUCGACUAGCUUUCUCGAGCCCGGCAAUACCCCACAGCCCUAAUCUGAAUGCCUACGAAUUUCCAACCGAUACUAGUCCUACACGUGAAACCUACGGGGAUUUUGGCAGCGACAAUGUCGAUUGGCUUGUUGGUGAUGAUGGCGGAAAUAGUACCCCUUCUUCACUUGGUGGCGGAACCACUCUGAACGCGGCUGCUGCCGAGUACAUCUCGCCUCAACAAUCUGAUAUGAGUCCUUAUGAUAUGCUUAGAUCGAUCCUUGGUCCUGGUAAAUCAGAUGAAGAGAUUGAGGCCGCUCUCGCGGUUCAUGGUUAUGAUUUAAGUGCAACUAUCAAUGCCUUUAUUGAAGGUCAACCUACAGAAGCUUCUACCGUCCCUGCUCAAGAUAUCGAAGGCAAAUCCGCCAUCUUAAUUGGAAAAUCCAUGGCUGCCAAUAUCCCCCGUCCUCUAACUCCUGCCGGCCAGCAACGCAGUGGUGUAGUUUGCAGAUUUUGGCUGUCUACCGGUCAAUGCUUAAGAGCAGACUGCAGAUUCAGCCAUGAUCUUAGCAACCAUAUAUGCAAGUAAGUUAUUUCUUAAUUUUCUCAUACUUGGACCAAAUACUCAUCAAUCUAGAUACUGGGUCAUGGGGAAUUGUUUAGCCGGUGAUACUUGUAUCUUUUCUCAUGAUCCCUCGUACUUUAUGAAUCGUCUUGCUUUGGACGAAAGUAGUACUCCUCCACUCCAAAAUUCUGCCCCCGGUUUCCAAUUCACAGACUAUAAUGCAUUUCCGACCCUCCAGGGUGCGCAAGACCAGUGGCCAAAUUCUUAUAGCUCUGCCAACGCUUUCAGCAACUAUCAAGGGGCAAGCUUUACCCCACCAGGGUUUAAGGGAAUGCAAGGUUACACCAGUGAUGGUUCGAGUCAGCGAUCACGACCUAGUAGCCGGCAUCAAACUCGAGAGCCAGCCGCUCCAGCACUCGAUGAUACCGAAGCUUUUCCUUCCUUGAGUGCGGUUGCUGCUACCAAAGGUGGUAAGAAGCAUCAUGGAAAGCGUGGUGGUCACGGUCAUGGCCACAAGGAGAAUUCUCAUCCCAGUUCUUUGGCCGAAGUGGUCAAGAUGUCUCCAUCUCCCGGUCCUGGUCUCAUGCGACAGGAUAUAAAGAAAAUGGGACGAAAUGGUAGUACUACCAGUAUCCGCAAUGGUGAGAAUAGUGUAGCUGCUCAAGCCAUCCCAAGCCCUCAACAUGUUCCUUGGUUGGAAACUGGUGAAAGAGCCAACAAGGCCUAUCUCAAGGCCAGACAAGAUGCGAUCAAGCAUGGAGGCUUGAGAAAUAAGUUCCUACAAAGGUAAAGUAUUAUCAUUUUUAAAAGGUCCCGACUCAAUACUAAUGUUAUUUAGUGCUGCCCAAGCUUGGAAUCGUAAUGAUGCCCGUGCUGCCAAAGCUCUCAGUCUUCGAGGUCAAAGCGAAAACGAUCUGAUGAGAAAAGCCCACCGAGAAGCCGCAAGAGAGCUCUACGAAGAACGCAAUAAGAACAGUUCUUUGAAUGCCGAACUCUAUGUGGAUCUUCAUGGUCUACACCCAGAAGAGGCAGUUGAAUAUCUUGAGCGUGUUCUUCUUGAGAACCAAAAAGAAACUCGUCCCGUCUACGCAAUUACUGGCACCGGUCACCACAGCAAGAAUGGUAAAGACAAGGUCGGGAAAGCUAUUCGAAACUUCCUCAACGAGUGGAGAUAUGCAUUCCGGGAAUUCUCCGUCCCAGGUGACCGAAACAAUGUUGGCGGUAUCCUUGGAAUUGAUGCUCGUUCAUGGGAUAAAUCUUUGGCCAGAGAAGGUAUUCCAACUGUGGAGAUCGAGAAUAGUGAUGAUGUUGAUAUCCUUACUCAGGGUCAUACGAUUGGCCAAGGCAAGAUGAAGUUGUUGGUUCGGGAUCAACCUAAAGGGCGAUAG